Gasterosteus aculeatus aculeatus (three-spined stickleback) is the source of this 2193-nucleotide messenger RNA. It is a transcript of the gene pnpla3, whose product is annotated as patatin-like phospholipase domain containing 3. Gene Ontology annotation, molecular function: triacylglycerol lipase activity. Lineage: Eukaryota; Metazoa; Chordata; Actinopteri; Perciformes; Gasterosteidae. Gene Ontology annotation, cellular component: cytoplasm; membrane; lipid droplet. Gene Ontology annotation, biological process: triglyceride catabolic process; lipid homeostasis; positive regulation of triglyceride catabolic process. The record is from RefSeq and is a predicted model, not a curated record.
GAGCCAGUUGUUGACCUGUGGAGUUAUCCAAUCUGUUUAUCUGCGCCGAGCGGAAGCAUCGGCUGUCAAUACUUCUCUAGCCGCUGCGCACUUCGGUGAUCUAUCCGCUCUCUCGCGUCUCCCCACACGGGGCAUGCCCUGCCAUGGUCGACCUAAACAGCGGCUGGAACCUCUCUUUCGCAGGAUGCGGCUUUCUAGGAAUUUACCACAUCGGAGCAGCCAGCUGUCUCCUGGAGAAAGCGCCCUACCUCAUCAAAGGGGCCACCAAGUUAUACGGGGCCUCCGCCGGCGCUCUGACCGCCUCGGUGCUCGCCAGCGAGGCGUGCAUAGCUAAGUGUUGUGAAGAUGUGAUUGAGGUGGCGAAGGAGGCGAGGAAGAGGAACCUGGGGCCCCUACACCCCACCUUCAACUUGGUCAAGGUGAUAAAGGGCGGCCUUGAUCGAGACCUGCCCUCCGACGCACAUGUCCAGGCGUCGGGAAGGCUGUGCGUUUCCCUCACCAGAGUGUCUGACGGGGAGAACGUGCUGGUGUCAGAGUUUAGCUCUAAAGAGGAACUCAUCCAGGCGCUGAUUUGCAGCUGCUUCAUUCCGGUCUACUGCGGGCUGAUCCCUCCAUCCUUCAGAGGAGUGCGCUACGUGGACGGAGGGAUCAGUAACAACCUGCCGCAGUCGGAGCUGAAGAACACCAUCACCAUCUCUCCCUUCUCGGGCGAGUGUGACAUCUGUCCCCGCGACAGCUCCACCAGCUUCCACGAGCUGCGCUUCACUAACACCAGCAUCCAGAUGAACCUGGGCAACAUGUAUCGCCUCAGCAGGGCGCUGUUUCCCCCGGAACCCAAGGUACUAGCUGAGAUGUGUCAGAGCGGUUAUAAAGAUGCUCUGCGCUUCCUUGAGGAAAACAACCUGCUGAUGCUGGAUCGUCCAACAUCUGGCCCCGCCCUGCCAGAGAGCACUUGCUGCCGUCCGCAAACGGAAACCACCAAGGAUUGGGUGCCCCGGAGGCUCCGCCUACUGCGGAAACAGCACUGGUGGAUGGAUAAGGAGAUGGUCCUGCCCCCGCCCAUCAAGAAAGUAUUCUGCGAUGCCUGCCAGGACCAACCUGGCCUGUAUGCAAAGUUGUCCAAGAUGCUUCCCGUGAGAGUGGCCUCCUACAUGCUCAUGCCAUACACACUUCCCGUACAGUCGGCCUACUCCGUGGCCCAGAGGUUUGUAGAGUGGAUCCCAGAGGUGCCGGCCGAUAUGCGCUGGCUGUUUGGAGUGGCAGGUCACAUUUACCAACAAGCCUGGAAAGGAGCUCCCGUCAACUCCAUCAGUGAGCCGGGGCUGAGGAAAUGCUUGAGCGCGCCACCUCCACCUACACAGUGUGACAAACCGAUGCAAAGAGACAACCUUCCCGCGCUCUCCUGCCUGGACCUCCACGGCAGCUACUGGGAGAUCCCCGAGUCUACCUCCUCCUCGUCCCACCAUCAGACUCACAUUGCCCCCUUGUCUCCGCAGCAGGUCUGCUUCUUUGUCGGCUCUCAGGAUGAACCGCAUGGCCACAGUCAGCAGCAAAUUGAUUAAUUUUACAAAUAAGGUACUAGAGCUUUGUGAAAUGUUGCAUACAUUUCUCAAGAAAACGCACAUUUAUUGUUGACUCUGAACACUCCAGGCAGCACCGACUGUAUAAUAUUUUACCGAGUGCUCUGGAACUCACUCAGGAUUACAGAUGGGUUUUAUGAUCUGUUCUACAGCACAGAAAAGUGUCUAGUUUAACUGCAAUCCUAUCUAGGAGUCAAAUUGUAUGUUUAUGUUCACAUUUGUUUGAUAUCUAUAGACGUCAUACAACCACUUUUUAGGUGAGAAAGUGCCACGUUUCUGAAGAUGGGUCUUAAUUUCUCCACAAAUGGCCCAGUUUUGUUUUUGACAAGGGACGUAGCUGCAGUUUGGUCCUGUGACAAUACAAAUGAGGGCUAAAGCUACAACAAAUUGUAAGUAACUUAAGUGUCCUUGAAACUGAGAUGUCAAAGAAAAGCCUAAAAAGCUUCUGUAGACGUUAUUGUUAUUCCCAAAAUGUAAAUGUGCUGCUCAGAAGAGUGCAACCAGUGUUAACAUAAUUCCUCAUGUUGUAAAUGUGUUUGACAUCACUUAAUUGUAAAGUUCUAUUGAUGAACAGUGAUAUUAUGAUAGCAUUAAACCAUAUCUGAAAGCAAUA